This is a messenger RNA of Microsporum canis CBS 113480, 498 nucleotides long. RefSeq lists its product as hypothetical. The transcript is spliced from 2 exons. NCBI's taxonomy places the organism in Eukaryota, Fungi, Ascomycota, Eurotiomycetes, Onygenales, Arthrodermataceae. The record is from RefSeq and is a predicted model, not a curated record. Bases 1 to 498 code for a protein of 165 amino acids.
AUGGCAGAACAGGUAACGCUUGCAGCUGGCGCUGCCAGCAAGAAUGAUAACGACCCGCCGACGGGCCUGUACUUCUUCUACGGAACGCUGAUGGAUGCAACGCUUCUGGUCGAGCUGCUUAGUCUGGACAAACGCCCGGACCUGCGCCCCGCAUAUAUAAAAGGCUACAAGUUCAAGCUCUGGGGCCCGUAUCCGGCACUACUGGACGACAAGCAUGACGAUACGGCUGUUAUUGAAGGGGCGGUGUUUAACGUCGAGACCGUCGAGCAUGCACGCGAGCUGGCCCGGUACGAGACGAAAAACUAUACGACUGGGAGCACGACAGCGUACUACAGUGAUGGGCGGCAGCCGGCCACUGACCAGGCCACCAUCUACGUGUUUGCAGGUAAUAGGGCCGAUCUGACGGAGGGAGAGUUCAACUUGGAGAGGUGGAUGAGAUUCCAGGGCAGGGGAGGCGUGCUGGAUGAGUUGGCUGCCAAGAAGGUUGAUUCUGCUUGA